UACACUACAGUAUCUUCUCUGAUCUUUUGUCUGAGUUUCGAUUGAAGUUUGGGCUUUUCGUCGGCACCGGAGAGAGAAACCCUAAUCAUGGAUAUUCUCAAACAGGAGCUGGAAAAGAGGCGGAACAGCCUAAGAGAAGACGUCGGAGGCAAGCGGGUCUUCAAACGCUCCGAGAUCGAGCAGAAACGCCUUCAGCGGCUUCACGAGGAGGAGAAACGCGAAGCCGAAGCCAAAGCGCUCCGUAAGAAGCAAUCGGAACAGAAAAACAACUCCGGCGCCGACUCCUCUUCCAAUCCUAACUCCAACUCCGAUAAUCUCAGCAAAUCCAACGCCGAAUUCAACGCCUCGUCUUCCAAACCCCAAACCCUAACGGACGAACAGAAGAUCGACUCGCUCAAUCUUUCGAGGCAGGAAGUUAUUCGCCGACUCCGCUUCCUUAAACAGCCUGUCACUCUUUUCGGCGAAGACGAUGAGGCGAGGCUUGAUAGAUUGAAGUAUGUGUUGAAAGCGGGGCUUUUUGAAGUCGACGAUAGCGAUAUGACGGAGGGGCAAACGAAUGAUUUCCUGCGUGAUAUUGUGGAGUUGAAGAAACGACAGAAGUCGGGGAUUUUGAGUGAAAGGAAACGGAAGGCCAGGGAGGAUGCUGAGGAUAAAGAGGGAGGAGGCGGUGAUGAUGAUUUGAGUGGAGACGGGGGCUCGUCAGGAGUGGAUUACGAUAAGGAUUUGAAGAGGAUGAAGACGAAUUUUGAGGAGCUUUGUGAUGAGGAUAAGAUUCUGGUAUUCUUUAAGAGGUUACUGAAUGAGUGGAACCAAGAGCUUGAUGAGAUGACCGAGACUGAAAAGAGGACGGCCAAGGGGAAAUCUAUGGUUGCCACAUUCAAGCAGUGUGCAAGGUACUUGAAUCCUCUAUUCAAGUUCUGCAGGAAGAAGGUACUGCCUGAUGAUAUUCGGCAAGCGUUACUUUUGAUGGUUCAGUGCUGCAUAGAGCGAGAUUAUCUAGCCGCCAUGGAUCACUACAUCAAACUCGCCAUUGGUAAUGCCCCUUGGCCUAUUGGUGUUACUAUGGUUGGUAUCCACGAACGUUCAGCCCGUGAGAAGAUCUACACCAACAGCGUUGCACACAUCAUGAAUGACGAGACUACCCGGAAGUAUUUGCAGUCAGUCAAGCGAUUGAUGACAUUCUGUCAACGCCGCUACCCCACUGCCCCAUCGAAGGCCGUGGAGUUCAACAGCCUCGCCAAUGGCAGCGAUUUGCAGUCACUUCUUGCAGAAGAAAAGUCUUCAGGGGGAUCUCAAUCCUCGGAGGAAAAGCUUCGCAUAUUGCCUGCCUAAAGGAUACACAUCAUCUUCUCUACAACGUAGCAGUCAUUUUGUUGUAUACUACUAAACAACUACUGAACAUUCUGCUUUGUCUGUAAUUAACGUUGGUUUAAUCCUGAAUUGUUCUCUCCUUUACUAAAAUUAGAUGACCAGAAGUUAAAUGACCAGAAUCCUUCGUUGUCUUUACA
Molecule: messenger RNA, 1508 nt
Organism: Ipomoea nil (Japanese morning glory)
Lineage: Eukaryota; Viridiplantae; Streptophyta; Magnoliopsida; Solanales; Convolvulaceae
Product: pre-mRNA-splicing factor 18
Exons: 2
Coding region: 88-1332 (414 amino acids)
Biological process (GO): generation of catalytic spliceosome for second transesterification step; RNA splicing
Cellular component (GO): U5 snRNP; U2-type post-spliceosomal complex; U4/U6 x U5 tri-snRNP complex
Source: RefSeq, a predicted model, not a curated record